AUGGAACCCGGACACGCUGGAGAUGUCGACGUUAUCGUCGUCGGCGCCGGCUUGGCUGGUCUACAAGCCGCCCACGAUAUCCAAAAUGCUGGCUUCUCCUGCCUGGUGCUUGAAGCAAGGGAUCGGGUGGGUGGUAAAUCGUGGACACGAGAGACAAAGAAUGGGAAAUUGGUCGACGUUGGGGCCGCAUGGAUAAAUGACACAAACCAAUCCAAAAUAUAUGCGUUAGCGAAACGCUUCGAUCUGGAUUUGAUAGAGCAAAACACGAACGGAUAUUGCGUGAUGCAGGAAGAAGAUGGGAAGACGAUUUUGUUCGAAUAUGGAAGUGUUCCAAAGUUCUCUGCGCAAGAAACUGCAAACAUGGUCAUGAUUCGAGAUCUGGUAGAAAGUAUCUGCACGGCAGGUGAAAUACAUCCACAAUAUGACGAAAUCACUUUCGAGGAAUGGAUCAAUCGCAAUGGUGGAGGGCGGACAGCACUCGCCACUGCGACCAUAUGGACACGAGCCAUGUUGGGAUGUGAACCGUCCCAGGCGAGCGCCCUGUAUAUCCUGGACUAUUACAAACGACUGGGAGGGCUUUUACAAGCACGAUCUGACCGCAAGCACGGGGGACAGUACCUUCGGAUCAGACAAGGCAGGUCCAUUCGCCCUGUGAAGCGGUAG
Messenger RNA from Uncinocarpus reesii 1704, 663 nucleotides. RefSeq lists its product as uncharacterized. The record is from RefSeq and is a predicted model, not a curated record. NCBI's taxonomy places the organism in Eukaryota, Fungi, Ascomycota, Eurotiomycetes, Onygenales, Onygenaceae. The coding region runs from base 1 to 663 and encodes 220 amino acids. The transcript is spliced from 2 exons. Gene Ontology annotation, molecular function: oxidoreductase activity.